UUUGAGGAAGUGGCAAGAUGGAACUGUUUCCACCUACAGCUGCUUUAAGCACUCGCUGGUGGCUGAUCAGUGUCUAGUGCAGUAGGGUUCCAUUUCAGUCAGACGCCGCUUGAUAUUUUGACAAUAAAAUUGGUGGCCAUGCUUCAAAGGAAACCAUCCAACGUCUCAGACAAAGCAAAAUCCAGCAAACCAAAGCGCUCCACCAGCUUUGGAAAGUUUGAAGCCUUCAAACACCAUCCAUCCCCAGUGAAGACAGAAGAAGGAGGCACAGGGGAGCAUGAUGAAAAGUCAGGUGAUGAGAGUGACCAAUCAAAAGCCGGGAGCCUGGGAAAGAAGAUGAGGGCCAUCUCUCUAACUAUGCGCAUGAAGAUGCACAAAAAGCACCCCAAGGCCGCAGAUGUGACGAGUGAAGACGUAGAAGGAGACCACGAGGAUGAAGUGGGCAGCCAUCAUCACUCAGAAGAGGAACAUCUGAAGACCAACUCUGUGGAGAGCCUCAACGGUGAGCAGAGCUCGUCCAGGGGUGUUACCAGUGGAUCCAAUCCUUCCAGUAACAGAGACAGCCUAAGACACGAGCAUGACGGCCCCUACACGGGGAGUUUUUGCGGAAGAGCCAGAGUCCACACCAACUUUGUUCCCAGCCCCUACGACACCGACUCCCUGAAACUGAAGGAGGGUGACAUAAUUGACAUCAUCAGCAAAACACCCAUGGGGAUAUGGACGGGCAUGCUGAACAAUAAAGUCGGUACUUUCAAGUUCAUCUACGUUGAUCUCAUCGCUGAGAAGGUCACCGAAGAACCAAAGAUCAGGCGCAACAGGCGGAGCAAGCGACCGAGGCCGAAGACACUACUGGAGCUGCUGGAACGUCUCAACUUGGAGGAGUACGCCUCAUCGUUACUACUCAAUGGCUACCAGACAGUAGAGGACCUCAAGGAUUUGAAGGAGAAACACUUGAUAGAGCUGAAUGUGACAGAUCCAGAACACAGACAGAAGCUUCUGGCUGCAGCUGAGUGUCUGCAAUACUCAGAGAACGACAAUCACCUGGAAAGUGAAGACGCCCCAUCGGACUGCCAGAAGCCGGAGCCGAGCGAGUAUCCGCGGGAUUCGGGCUGCUAUGUGUCGUCGGAGUGCUCGGAUAAUGGGAAAGAGGACUGUGACAGCCAGCAAUCAUGAUAUGACUCACGAUAUGAGUCAUGAUAUGACUCACGAUAUGACUCACGAUAUGAGUCAUCAUAUAAGCCUCUAUGUGACACUUAAUCCUCUCCCUGCUGUCUCCAAAAACCAUGUCUGUCUGUAUUUGACUGUACAGAGCUUCCAGUGUCUUUGUCAUAAGUGUACCCCGCCUUUAUUUAUUCAUUAAACUGAUAUAUCUUUUCAUGUGCUUUCAUAGUACUUCGUAUCAAUCACUCUUUACGGCCAGGAUCAUUUCACUUACAUGCUUUGAGCAUUUGAUGUUAUAAUAUGUCAGUGUAUUUGUCUUGUGUAUUUUUCCUUGUGUUGUGCUGCAUUUCACCCCUCAUUUAUAACUGUAAAAAAGGAAUAUAUUGUAAAUAUUUGAAGUUGAAAUAUUUGAGUUUGCAGGACACUUUAACAAAAUUGCUUAUAAAUGAAUUAGGGUACAUGCUGAAUUUUUAUUUAAAUCUACAACACUGUACACAGUUGUACGUAUAUUUCAAAACCAGUAUUAAAUUUAUUGUAGCAGUUAAGGGUUUGUAAAACCAGAAAUAAGACAAACAAUAGAAAAUUAUUUAUUAAUACUCUUUAUAUGUAAUCUUGUGUACUUCAACCAAUAAUUUUUUGUGCAUUUCUACUGAAAUUGUAUAUACAUUGUUUUUCAAAUAAAGUAUUUUAACCAUUA
Messenger RNA from Paramormyrops kingsleyae, 1858 nucleotides. RefSeq names its product SAM domain-containing protein SAMSN-1. Lineage: Eukaryota; Metazoa; Chordata; Actinopteri; Osteoglossiformes; Mormyridae. Gene Ontology annotation, molecular function: protein binding. The record is from RefSeq and is a predicted model, not a curated record.